CACUUGAUUUUCGAUCGCUUGGCGCGGCAGUUGUCAUUCCGUCUUCUCCGCCGAAUUUGUAUUUUCGCAACGCAACUCUCUCGCAAAUCUCGCGGAGCAGUAUCUGUGAGAAUUCGUGAUGUGCAAUAAAUGUGCUAAAAUUGUGUAAAAUCCAAGCCAUGCAGCUAUUUAAACAAUUAUAAUAAAGGCAGCAAGAAAACACGUUCUGAAACACAACAUCAUUAAACAACAACAACACGUACAACAACGAAGAGUGAACGGCCGAAGAGUCAACAACAGCUGCUCACAGUUUUACAACCACUGGGCGUCGACGAUCCCCCGCGACGCUCUUCCUCUUCCACUUUCGCGGGAUUCCAUGCAUGCGGCCCUACUCGCUUCUCGCUCCCACUGAAAGCACCGUUCCUCGGAGUUCGCCGGUGGCGGUGGCCCACAAACGACAACUGCCGGUCCAUCCGCUGGUAAUGUGGCAAAUGCCACCACAGCCCUAGCCGGUGGUAAAAGCUCAAGCAAUAACAUGUAUUCCACCCGCCAAUCUGUAAGCACCACAACCGGUGUACUUAUGGUCGGACCAAAUUUUCGUGUCGGUAAAAAAAUUGGCUGUGGUAAUUUUGGCGAGUUGCGUUUAGGCAAAAAUCUUUACAACAAUGAACAUGUAGCAAUAAAAAUGGAGCCUAUGAAGUCAAAGGCUCCGCAACUACACUUAGAGUAUAGGUUUUAUAAACUAUUAGGAUCACAUGCCGAUAACGCCCCAGAUGGCAUACCACGCAUUUAUCAUUUGGGCACAUGCGGUGGCCGUUACAAUGCCAUGGUUUUAGAGUUAUUGGGAUUAUCAUUAGAAGAUCUCUUCAAUAUUUGCGCCCGUAAAUUUUCACUUAAGACUGUAUUGAUGAUAGCGAAACAACUUCUCCACCGGAUCGAAUAUGUUCAUAGUCGGCACUUAAUAUAUAGGGAUGUGAAACCAGAGAACUUUCUCAUUGGCAGAACGUCAACAAAACGUGAAAAAAUUAUACAUAUAAUUGAUUUCGGUUUGGCCAAAGAAUACAUUGAUUUAGAUACAAAUAGACAUAUACCAUAUCGGGAGCAUAAGUCCCUAACUGGAACGGCACGUUAUAUGUCAAUCAAUACGCAUAUGGGGCGUGAGCAGUCGCGACGCGACGAUCUGGAGGCAUUGGGUCAUAUGUUUAUGUAUUUCUUAAGAGGUUCACUGCCGUGGCAAGGCCUGAAGGCUGAUACACUCAAGGAGAGAUAUCAAAAAAUCGGUGAUACGAAACGAGCAACGCCCAUCGAGGUGCUUUGCGAUGGACAUCCGGAAGAGUUUGCGACAUAUUUGCGUUACGUACGGCGGUUAGAUUUUUUCGAAACUCCCGACUAUGAUUUUCUGCGAAGACUGUUUCAAGACUUAUUCGAUCGUAAGGGAUACACUGACGAGGGCGAGUUCGACUGGACAGGGAAGACAAUGACCAAGGAACAGCUGGACCAAAUGAAGGUCAUUAAGAAUGCACCGCCAUCGCAUUUGGCCAAAAAUAAGUCUGACAAGUCAACGCCCGUCGGAUCUCUGCAAACUGGCCAUGAAGUCAUCAUUUCACCAAAUAAAGAUCGUCAUAAUGUUACGGCUAAGACAAAUGCCAAAGGAGGUGUUGCUGCGUGGCCUGAUGUGCCAAAGCCUGGGGCAACACUGGGCAAUCUAACGCCGGCCGAUCGGCAUGGUUCAGUGCAGGUUGUGAGUUCGACGAACGGCGAACUAAAUCCGGACGACCCCACGGCCGGACACUCAAACACGCCCAUCACACAGCAGCCGGAAGUCGAAGUGGUCGAUGAAACAAAUGGUUCCUUAUAUUCCAGAUGUUGUUGUUUCUUUAAACGAAAGAAGAAGAAAUCGACGCGCCAAAAAUGACUAGACGGUGUACAAUGUAGUCCAGAACGCGAGGCAGUCACCCUGCUGCGCGCCACUUCACAUUCAAACUCACGGGAUAGCGUAUUGAAUAAUCCGAGUCAGGAUUAUAUCCAGCAGGCAACGUCGCAGCACACGUUGCGUUAUCCUCCAUCCGCGUCGAUGCUGACGCCAACACCAACUACAAACACACCGACACUUCCGUUGUAAUUUAUAUAAAUAUAAAGCCAGAUGCAAAAUGCAAAAAGCAACAAAAAAAUAUUAAAUCAAACAAAACGAAACCCAACAACAAAACAAAAAGAAAAACAAAAGAACCCGUAAACAUUAAAUACACUAAAAAACAGUAAAAACAAACAAAAUGAAACCAAUUUUGAUUAAUUAUUGUAAUGAUUGUAUUUUAUUAUUAUUUUUAUUAUUUACCAAUUUUGCGUUUAUUAUAUAAAUUAUUAUAAUUAUUAAUUAUAUUAUUAAUUAAUGCUAUUAUAAAUAAAAAGAAAACAAAAUUCAAACGUAAUUCAAGCCGACUAGACACGACACUGCAAUUCAAGCAAAGAAUCACUCACAAUCUAGGCAGCUCCUCCCGUCGGUGUCUUGUGAAAGGAAUCGGAAAGAAAGCUCCCCAAUACCACUACCAAUACCAAUACCCCUCAGAACCCAAUUGCUCUUAACUGAAGGAAACUUAAACACACAAAAACCACUUAAAGCAUAUUUAUAUAUUAUAUACAUCUAUUAAAAGAGACGAAAACAAAACUAGUGCAGCAUCAUUUAAUGAGAGAAAGAAAACAUAUUUAUACGCAACCAACAACAACUUGUAAAUUAUAAUGAAUGAAAAAAGAAAGCGAAAAUAAACAUCAUUUUUUAAAACUAUUCAAACUUAAUAAAUGUAUGCAGCUAUAUGAAAUCAUCUAAUACCAUAAUACGUGUACCAUUGUCAGACAAAUAGCAAACCAAUAAAAAAGGUAAAAUGUUGUAUUCUGAACACUA
Messenger RNA from Drosophila rhopaloa, 2875 nucleotides. It is a transcript of the gene gish, whose product is annotated as casein kinase I. The record is from RefSeq and is a predicted model, not a curated record. The coding region runs from base 515 to 1894 and encodes 459 amino acids. Lineage: Eukaryota; Metazoa; Arthropoda; Insecta; Diptera; Drosophilidae. Gene Ontology annotation, biological process: peptidyl-serine phosphorylation; signal transduction; positive regulation of canonical Wnt signaling pathway. Gene Ontology annotation, cellular component: cytoplasm; plasma membrane; nucleus. The transcript has 13 exons. Gene Ontology annotation, molecular function: protein serine/threonine kinase activity; ATP binding.